AGCGGGUAUGCGGAUUUGAGAGGAAGAUAGUUCUGUUAUGAUCAACUGCUUGCGCCCCGGACAAAUGAAGCUAUCUGUCCACUCUGCUCUCCUCAUCCACUGUUGGGUGACAGUGACAUCAACCCUGGGGAUGAAUUCUGAGUGUGACAUUGUCCUGGAGAUCAAACAGCGACAAGCGGAAUGUCUCCGGGAUUUAGAAUUGGAGGAUCAGACCCUGCACAACGGAUGUACAGGAAUGUGGGACAAUAUAACAUGCUGGCCCUCAGCUAACACUGGGGAGGUGGUGGUGGUUCCGUGUCCACAGUUAUCGGCUCUGUACUUUGACGUUCAGGCCAACGUCAGCAGAAACUGUACGAGCGAGGGCUGGACUGCUCUCUCUCGCUCCUACCUCCUCGCCUGUAGGGUCAACGCCAACAUCACCUCGUCCGAGGAACAGAGAAUAUUUUAUGGAGCCGUGAAGAUAGGCUACACGGUUGGCUACAGCUUGUCUCUCUUUUCCCUGACGGCAGCUAUGAGCAUUCUUUGUAUCUUCAGGAAGCUGCAUUGUACCAGGAACUACAUCCACAUGCACCUGUUCAUGUCCUUCAUGCUGAGGGCCAUCGCAGUCUUUAUCAAGGACUUUGUCCUGUUUGAGAACGAGGAGUCAGAUCACUGCUUCGUGACUUCGGUCGGCUGUAAGGUUGCCAUGGUUUUCUUCCAGUACUGUAUCAUGGCCAACUUCUUCUGGCUGCUGGUAGAAGGCUUGUACCUGCACACGCUGCUAGUCAUCUCGUUCUUCUCAGAGAAGAAGUACUUCUGGUGGUACAUCGUGAUCGGCUGGGGGUCCCCAACGCUGUUUAUCACCACCUGGUCCAUCACCAGAUUUCAUUUCGACAACAUUGGAUGUUGGGACACCAUUGAAUCUCCAUUCUGGUGGAUCAUCAAAGGCCCGAUCUUAAUAUCCCUUUUGGUAAACUUUAUUCUCUUUAUCGGUAUCAUCCGAAUCCUGGUACAGAAGCUACACUCCCUGGACAUCGGACCCAGUGAGUCCAGUCAAUACUCGAGAUUAGCGAAGUCAACUCUCUUACUGAUUCCUCUGUUUGGGCUGAAUUACAUCGUGUUUGCGUUCUUCCCCGACAACUUCAAAGUGGAGUUCAAGCUGGUGUUUGAUCUCAUCCUGGGGUCAUUUCAGGGCUGUGUCGUGGCCGUCCUGUACUGCUUCCUGAAUGGAGAGGUUCAGUCGGAGCUGAGGAGGAAGUGGAGGCGUUGGCACAUUGAGAAGUACCUGGGCACAGGCAUGAAGUACCACCAGCCCUGCAACAGCAAUGCCAGCUGUGCCACACAGAUCUCCAUGCUCUCCAAAUCCAGCCCCAAAGCCUCGUCAUUCAGCUUCCACACAGAGUCUUCCAUCGUCUAGCGCUGUGCAGUUACCAACCCCGCCCCCCAUCC
Molecule: messenger RNA, 1428 nt
Organism: Callorhinchus milii (elephant shark)
Lineage: Eukaryota; Metazoa; Chordata; Chondrichthyes; Chimaeriformes; Callorhinchidae
Gene: vipr1b
Product: vasoactive intestinal peptide receptor 1b
Exons: 14
Coding region: 38-1396 (452 amino acids)
Biological process (GO): cell surface receptor signaling pathway; adenylate cyclase-modulating G protein-coupled receptor signaling pathway
Cellular component (GO): plasma membrane
Molecular function (GO): G protein-coupled peptide receptor activity; peptide hormone binding; vasoactive intestinal polypeptide receptor activity
Source: RefSeq, a predicted model, not a curated record